Messenger RNA from Branchiostoma floridae (Florida lancelet), 537 nucleotides. RefSeq lists its product as uncharacterized. The transcript has 2 exons. The record is from RefSeq and is a predicted model, not a curated record. NCBI's taxonomy places the organism in Eukaryota, Metazoa, Chordata, Leptocardii, Amphioxiformes, Branchiostomatidae. Bases 1 to 489 code for a protein of 162 amino acids.
AUGGCGCCGAGGUACUGUAGCAGGUGCGGACUGCGUGCGACCGAAGAUGACAAUUUCUGCAUCAACUGUGGGAAUCGCUUCAGAAGAGGUCACAUUUUGGUUAAAGACGUGGACUGCUCCCCAUACAUCCACCACACUGACAUCUCAGGUUUCCUGCACGACAAUUACGACCGCCUGGUGGACACGGAUCGCAGACUCCUACAGGAAGCCAUGACACUCGUCACCAGGGAGGAUUCGUGGGUUAUGAAGAACGCGCAGCUCACGGUGUACGGAAAGCUCAUGAAGGUGGUGUUCUUCUCCAAGGCGCGAACCAACAAGUACGUGGUGCACUUGACCGGGGAGGAUCGCCCAACCCAGCAGGUGGAGGAAAAGGGAUGGAAGCUGAAGGUGCGAGACGGCUUCAAGACGGCCUGGGGCUGGAUGAAAAAUGCAGCCGGCAAGGCACUGGGGGCUCUCUCAGGUGUGGCAAGGCUAGCAAUCGGAUGGUAAAAGGUAGCCAUUUUGAGGCCCUUGUGUCAGUGGGUUAUCAUCCACUGU